This is a messenger RNA of Triticum urartu, 744 nucleotides long. NCBI's taxonomy places the organism in Eukaryota, Viridiplantae, Streptophyta, Magnoliopsida, Poales, Poaceae. The record is from RefSeq and is a predicted model, not a curated record.
AACAACUGCGAUGACUUGUGUUCUACACAGAAAAAAAAAUCCAUGUAGCGAGAGGCUAGAACUCACUGUGCAAUCUUUGGCAAGACACACAGCCAAUGAAAGGGAGCCUCUGCCAUGAGUUCGAGACAGGCCUCCCCGCAGCCGAUGUAUGGGAGAUCUAUGGAGGCCUCCGUAUUGGCCAGUUGGCCCCUGAAUUGCUUCCCGAUAUGCUCAAAAAGGUCAAGCUUGUUGAUGGAGAUGGCGGCGUCAGAACAGUUUUGCAUCUCACCUACUCUCCUGGAAUUCCUGGAUUCGAAUAUCAAAAAGAAAAGUUCAUCAAGAUUGACAAUGAAAACUAUGUCAAAGAGGCACUAGUAGUAGAAGGAGGCGUUCUAGAUCAUGGAUUUCAGAAAUGUUUGGUACGAUAUGAGAUUAUAGGGCAAACAGAUGAGACAUCCACAAUAAGAUCAACCAUUGAAUAUGAAAUUGAUGACGACAAGACAGAUAACGCUUCCUUCGUCAGUACCAGUGGUGUAGCUCAUAUUGCUGAGGCCAUCACAAAGUAUAUCAAGGCACAGAAAAAGCGUUGAGCAAGCUCGUGAAGAAACGUUGUAAGAACAAAGCAUUUCCCACAAUGUAAAAUAAGUUCAGAGCAACUUCCUUUAUAGCUUGUUAUUCGCUGUAUUGCUGUUUGUAGAUCUUGGACUUGUUAUUCACUGUAUAUAUAUUGGAUGGUUAUAUGAUCUUGGGCGGUUGCGAUUUACA